Molecule: messenger RNA, 989 nt
Organism: Saccostrea cuccullata (small rock oyster)
Lineage: Eukaryota; Metazoa; Mollusca; Bivalvia; Ostreida; Ostreidae
Product: von Willebrand factor A domain-containing protein 5A-like
Exons: 6
Coding region: 66-989 (307 amino acids)
Source: RefSeq, a predicted model, not a curated record
UUAUUUUUUUUAUUCUACUGAAAGUUUGCCAUUGCUAAUUCAGCAUUGUAACCUUUAAGGGUGAGAUGCCACCUAUAACAAUCAUGAGUCGUGGAUCCAGGUAUGGACUUAUGUCACUGACCGAAAAUCGAUGUGUCCCGUUAAAGAAAAUCAACAUCCAGGUGGCGAUCCAUGGAUUUAUCGCCAACGUGACCUCUGACCUUCAGUAUGUUAACGACUCGGACGAGAACAUGGAGACAGAGUUUGUCUUCCCACUCGACUCUGACGCAGCUGUUUAUAAGUUUGAAGCUGAGUUAGACGGUAGAACCAUUGUAGCAGAGGUUCAAGAGAAAUCACAGGCAAAAGAGACAUACCAAGAUGCCGUUUCUUCUGGUCACACGGCUAUGUACAUGGGAGAAGAUGACAACGCUGGAGAUAUAUUUCGUCUCAAACUCGGAAAUCUCCCGGCCAAGAAAGCAGCAAAAUUCACAUUUGCUUACGUAGUGGAGCUGGAUUUGUCAUCUGAUAAAGCGGGGACAUUUAUGUUGCCAACAGUUCUAAAUCCAAGAUACGUUCCAGACUGUUCAUCAAAAGACGAAUCUAACUCUGAGGAGACUGACACAACAAUAAUAACAUGUAAAACAACCGAAAGCGAUUUUGGAAUGAUAUAUUGCUCAGACUUUACAAUGAAUUUGGAAGCUGAAGUUGAUGGAGGUAGAAACCUUAUGGUUUCCGAAAACAAGAUGGAGUUUGAUGUGGUGGCAGAUGCAAUCGAUAACAAGAUGACGUCAUCCAAACAGCUCAAACAUGGAUCUGAUUUCACAAUAGUUUUACACUACAAAGGAUUUGAAAAGCCAGGAGCAGUGCUAGAGAAAGGAAAGGAAGGCAGCGAAAAACCAUUUUUAUCGACGGAUGUGCUUAUGAUUAAUUUUUCCCCAGAAUUCAAAGACUUGGACACAAACGUGCCGUGUGAAUUUGUUUUUAUAAUCGACCGUUCUGGUAAGACUUAA